CGGGGGGAGCCAUCAUGGAGCCAGACUGUGGCAGGAGCUGUCAUGGGGCUGCCUCGUGCUGCAGAGGGCAGUGGGAGCUUCACCGUGAUGGGGACACGGGCGUGCUGCCUCACAGCCACCCCAGGACCUUUCCUUGUCCCCAGGCUGUGCCAUCUCCCCCGUCUGCUGGACCCGUGUCUCCCACCUGGGCUGAGAUGGCGGCGAGCCGGGCACUGAGUGCCCUGCGCCUCCAGGCCGCGUUCCGGCCGCCGCUCGCCGCCUGCGUCCGCAGCAACUCCAACCGCGCCGCCAUCUCCCACCUGCACCGGCAGCUCUACGGCCGCCUCUACCCCGUGCUGCUGGUCAACACCGACGGCUCCACCGUCCGCCUGCGCUACAGGGAGCCCAAGAGGAUCCUCAUGCUGCCCCUGGACAGCAGCACGCUGCCCGAAGCCGAGCGCAAGGCUCGCCUGCGCCGGCACUUCCCCAGCAAGCCCAAGGCCAAGGAGGAGGAAACCUUCGAGGGCAUCGACUUGGACACCUACAAGAAGUUCUGGAAGAAGUGAAGCCCUGAAACCAGAAAUGUGUAGCUAUAUAAAUAAAUAUAUACAAGUAAA
Messenger RNA from Corvus hawaiiensis (hawaiian crow), 596 nucleotides. It is a transcript of the gene MRPL55, whose product is annotated as mitochondrial ribosomal protein L55. NCBI's taxonomy places the organism in Eukaryota, Metazoa, Chordata, Aves, Passeriformes, Corvidae. The record is from RefSeq and is a predicted model, not a curated record. The transcript has 3 exons. Gene Ontology annotation, molecular function: structural constituent of ribosome. Gene Ontology annotation, biological process: translation. The coding region runs from base 15 to 545 and encodes 176 amino acids. Gene Ontology annotation, cellular component: mitochondrial large ribosomal subunit.